Messenger RNA from Pseudogymnoascus destructans, 1489 nucleotides. RefSeq names its product DNA-directed RNA polymerases II 24 kDa polypeptide (RNA polymerase II subunit 5) (gene RPB5). Gene Ontology annotation, cellular component: RNA polymerase II, core complex; RNA polymerase I complex; RNA polymerase III complex. NCBI's taxonomy places the organism in Eukaryota, Fungi, Ascomycota, Leotiomycetes, Thelebolales, Thelebolaceae. Bases 216 to 926 code for a protein of 236 amino acids. Gene Ontology annotation, biological process: DNA-templated transcription. Gene Ontology annotation, molecular function: DNA binding; DNA-directed RNA polymerase activity. The record is from RefSeq and is a predicted model, not a curated record. The transcript has 3 exons.
CACGAGUACUCUUGAUAGCAUGGCCAGCGGUUUUUGGGGACUGUUCAACCAGACCCACUUUAUGGCUAGCGUGAUAGCGGACUGCAUCCUUGCAGGACUAUUUUUGUUGCCUCAAAGUUGAAGAUCAGCAGAAAAGAACUGCAAAGUCACACCCCAAAAACCAACAACUCGCAUUUUGACAGCUUUAUUCAACCUCUGGCUACUUGAUCAUCGCGAUGGCCGACGAAGACCAACAAAAAGCGAGGGAUAUCGCCGAUCGCGAGGUAGCAAGACUUUGGCGCGCAUGGAGAACCGUUCACCAGAUGGUCAAUGACAGAGGUUAUGAGCUGAAUGAAGAUGAGCUGAGCAUCUCGCUCGCUGAGUUCAAGCACCGAUUCACAAAUGACGGCGUUCCGGAUCGCAAGAAGAUGAUCUUCACCGCUCGGCCAAGUGUCGAGAUGGUCGCGCGAUACUCUACUCCAGCAACCGCCGCGAACCCAAACCCACCCAAGGCUGAUGUGGGCACGAUCUACAUCGAAUUUCUCGCAGAUACCAAUGUUGGUAUCAAGCAAAUGCGAUCGUUCGCCCAGGUUCUAUCCCAGGGCAACUUCCACACGGGCAUCCUGGUCACGCAUGUCCACAUCACACCUGCGGCCAUGAAGAUUGUUCCCGCCGUUGCGUCAGAGACCAGAAUCGAAUGCUUCCUGGAGCAGGACCUCCUCGUCAACAUCACCCACCACGAAUUGGUCCCGAAACACGUUUUGCUGAGCAAGGAAGAGCGAUCCAAGUUAUUGCAGCGUUACCGCCUGAAGGACACCCAGUUGCCUCGCAUCCAAGUGGGAGACCCAGUUGCCAGAUAUCUGGGUUUGAGGAGAGGACAAGUCGUCAAGAUCAUCAGGACCAGUGAGACGGCUGGGCGUUAUGCCAGUUACAGGUUGUGUGUUUGAGGUAGGACGGUUUCUGUGCGAGCAGUGGGAGUUAUUGGGUGGCGUUAUCAAGGUAGAAAAUGCAUAGGCGCAGGCGUACAAGUACGGCGGAAACGGGGUCAAGCCGCAGUGUAUUAUACAGUACAAUGGACCAAUCUUUAUAGGAAUUCCCGACACUCCACCGUUUAUUUGGGCUUCUGGAAGACUUUGGCUGUACUAGAUGAUGACCUGUGCUGUCCUAUCGAGCAGUUGGGCUGGAAACUGUAUUCGCCUUCCACGCCUCUUCUCACCUCUAAUAAUGGGAUGAAGAUAUCAAUCCACAGUCGGAUACUAUACAAGGCUAUAGUUUAUAUGCCAUUGGGGUCAUCCAAAAUUCAAUGCUCAUAUUCCAAUAUGAAGAAGUUUAUAGAACAAGCUGACAAGCUGCAUCUACACCAUCACAAGCUAACCCAAGAAAUGCUUAUAACCUACCAUAACCAUAACAUGGAAAAACUCAACAUAUAAACCGUAUUUUUCACUUGCCAUAAUAAAUCCUGUUAUAUAAAACUUCAUUUACAGUAUGAAUCAAAAAUUAGACAGACAGC